AUGACGGUAAACUUAGAUCCGGAUAAAGUUUGGAUAGACGGCUGCUUUGAUUUCACACAUCAUGGGCAUGCGGGAGCCAUUUUGCAGGCUCGUCGAACAGUUUCAAAAGAAAAUGGUAAACUAUUCUGUGGUGUGCAUACCGAUGAAGAUAUUCAGCAUAACAAAGGAACACCAGUAAUGAACUCUUCAGAAAGAUAUGAGCAUACUAGAUCAAAUAGGUGGUGUUCGGAAGUGGUUGAAGCGGCGCCAUAUGUUACAGAUCCCAAUUGGAUGGAUAAAUAUCAGUGCCAAUAUGUUGUUCAUGGUGAUGAUAUCACCAUAGAUGCUAAUGGAGAAGACUGCUAUAAGUUGGUGAAAGAGAUGGGGCGCUUCAAGGUAGUUAAAAGAACAUAUGGCGUAAGUACUACCGAGAUUAUACAUAGAAUAUUGACGAAAAAAUCUUUGCCACCGACUCAUCCUGAUUAUUAUCCCACCACCCAGGAAUUGAGUUUCUAUUCUGUCGCCCAAGAUGCCGUUUCAAAACAUUGUUAUGUCUUUCAGAGGGAUUUGGACAAUGUCUUGGUCAAUGGUGGAUACAAAUUCGAUGCAGAAGAUUGUGUUUAUGUUGACGGGGAUUUUGACUUAUUCCAUAUGGGGGAUAUUGAUCAGUUAAGAAAGCUGAAAAUGGAUCUUCACCCCGAUAAGAAAUUGAUUGUUGGUAUUACCACAAGCGAUUACUCGAGUACCAUUAUGACGAUGAAGGAACGCGUCUUGAGCGUUUUAAGUUGUAAAUAUGUUGAUGCCGUUAUUAUCGAUGCUGACGCCACCUCAAUGUCUCAGUAUAACUGCGAGAAGUAUCAUAUUGGCACGGCUGUCCUCACUGCUGCCGGAAAAUUCAGUGAAUACUUGACUAAAGAGCUUAUUGUGAAGAGGGUGGAAUCGCAAAGGGAGGUUUACAUUGCGAGGAACCAAAAAAAGGGAAUGUCCAUAUAA
Saccharomyces cerevisiae S288C is the source of this 972-nucleotide messenger RNA. It is a transcript of the gene ECT1, whose product is annotated as ethanolamine-phosphate cytidylyltransferase. Gene Ontology annotation, biological process: phosphatidylethanolamine biosynthetic process. The record is from RefSeq and is marked reviewed. Gene Ontology annotation, cellular component: nucleus; cytoplasm. Bases 1 to 972 code for a protein of 323 amino acids. Lineage: Eukaryota; Fungi; Ascomycota; Saccharomycetes; Saccharomycetales; Saccharomycetaceae. The transcript has a single exon. Gene Ontology annotation, molecular function: ethanolamine-phosphate cytidylyltransferase activity; catalytic activity.